GUCGUGAGGUAAUUGUCAUUUGAGGGUCCAUUUGGAGUUCAUUCAACCAGCAGUACUGUACAGCAGCAAGAACUAGUGUUGGGAAAUUGCAUCAACAAUUUGAAAUGUAUAAGGAGCAGGUGAAGAAGAUGGGAGAGGAAUCACAGCAGCAGCAAGAGCAGAAGGGUGAUGCCCCAACUUGUGGUAUCUGCCACAAAACAAAAUUUGCCGAUGGCUGUGGCCAUAACUGUUCAUAUUGCCAAACUAAAUUCUGUGCACGAUGUGGAGGAAGAGUGUCUUUACGCUCAAAUAAGGUAAUGUGGGUAUGUAACUUGUGCCGAAAACAACAAGAAAUCCUCACAAAAUCAGGAGCCUGGUUCUAUAACAGUGGAUCAAACACACCACAGCAGCCUGACCAAGAAGGUAUUAGAGGGCUGCAAAACGAGGAAGCACCUCAAGAGAAAAAAGCAAAACUUCAGGAGCAAUCCCAAUACCAAGGACCCUCAGGUGACAUAUCCACAGCAGCUUUGGACAGAAACAGAUCUCAAGGGCUCACGAGACAAGAAUCAGUCAAAAAUGGUUCAGAAGUAAAGCACCAGGUUGUGAGUGACACGACUUUAGACAGGUAAGGAACUGUUUCCUCUGUUUAUUGAUAAGAGUUUGUAGAAUUUAACUUUAUGCUAUAUAUCUUACAUCAGUUGCUUGCAUUUACAAACUAUGUAUUGUAGGGUUUUAUAAUGAUUCUACAUUAAUUAAUAACCAACUGAGGAGCCUUUCAUCAUGUUCAGAAGGGGAAAAGAGAGGGCUUUUUUUUAUAUCCUUUCUUUCUCUGAAAGAGUAUUUUAGUCAAGAAAUGACAAUGACACUACAGAUAUUAAAAUGUGAUGCUAACAGUGUACUCAUAAUCCCUUUGCUUAGCUUAUCAUCCCUUUACAAUUCCCCACCCACAUGCUGUGUGAAAGGAAUAAUCCUCAAUACUGUGUGACAGUGGCAUAACAGGUAGGGUUUGCACCUUGGACAAACAUGGAGGGGGGUGGAAGGGGAUGGGUUGCAAGGGUCUUACCCAAAACAGUCCUUGGUGUGCAGAUGCUGUUGCUACUGCAUGUUCUGCUUACCCAAGCUCUUGCUCUUAAAGCAGCAGCAGUGCAGUGCCUGUGCACCAGCUGCUACCGAAAAAAAAUGUGCUGUGGGGCUGUUCUUGCUUCUGGGGUGCAGAUUCCAUGGGGGUGGAGGAUGAUUUUGGUGCUCUUCCUAAAUCUUCCUAAGAGCUGAUGCCACUGUGGUCCACCCCAAAUUAUAUUACUGCUGUGUGAUAUUAUUUUAUGGCAUAAUUAUUGUGAUUUUUUCCAAUGUGUAAAAAUAAGGCUAUGGAAAGUGUUUUGCUGGUGGAAGGAAGGUGGUAGUCAAGCAAACUGUUGGAUCAUAACUUCAUGUAGUGCUUUUGUAUUUUGAAUGGGAGAUUGCAGUGUCUUUGAGUGAUGGUGUCAGCAUAGAAUCUUCUCGAGUGUUUCCAAUUUCUUGAACCUUAGUUCUCUUUAUUAAAGAAACCAGUUAUUCACACCCUUUUCAUCUUAAUGCCAUCUGUCAAUGUUUGUAAAUUCACCUGUUUUUACAUUAAUAUAAUUAAA
Molecule: messenger RNA, 1607 nt
Organism: Alligator sinensis (Chinese alligator)
Lineage: Eukaryota; Metazoa; Chordata; Crocodylia; Alligatoridae
Product: regulating synaptic membrane exocytosis protein 2
Exons: 3
Coding region: 105-608 (167 amino acids)
Biological process (GO): regulation of membrane potential; calcium ion-regulated exocytosis of neurotransmitter; positive regulation of synaptic transmission
Cellular component (GO): cytoskeleton of presynaptic active zone; presynaptic membrane
Molecular function (GO): transmembrane transporter binding; small GTPase binding
Source: RefSeq, a predicted model, not a curated record